Molecule: messenger RNA, 6399 nt
Organism: Doryrhamphus excisus (bluestripe pipefish)
Lineage: Eukaryota; Metazoa; Chordata; Actinopteri; Syngnathiformes; Syngnathidae
Gene: tmt1a.1
Product: thiol methyltransferase 1A, tandem duplicate 1
Molecular function (GO): S-adenosylmethionine-dependent methyltransferase activity
Source: RefSeq, a predicted model, not a curated record
CUUGGGCUAAUCUUGUGGGUUUGCUAAAAUGAGGUCUUGUCUCCUGAAGAUUUGCAGGCUGAUUUGCGUGUUUUUGUCUUUCCCCUUGUUCCUCCUGAAGGCGUUGGGUUUGAGCGCGGCGUACAAACGUUGCUUCCCGCGGCUCGUCUACGCCAUGACGGCGAGGUACAACGCCAAAAUGCAUAGUGAAAAGAGGAAGCUCUUCCGGAACGUGUGCAAGUUCGCUGACAACAACGGAAGCCUUCGCUUGCUGGAGAUCGGCUGUGGUAGCGGCGCAAACUUCCAGUUCUACCCGUAUGGAUGCACCGUGCUCUGCGCCGACCCCAACCCGCACUUUGAGACCUACCUGCGGAAGAGCAUGGACGCCAACAAGCACCUGACCUACGAGGCCUUCCUGGUGGUCCACGCAGAGGACAUGCAGGAGGUGCGGGACGAGUCUGUGGACGUGGUGGUGUGCACGUUGGUGCUGUGUUCUGUCCGGGAUGUGAAGACGGUUCUGCAAGAGACUCGACGAGUGCUGAAAACAGGUGGAGCCUUCUUCUUUCUGGAACAUGUGCUGUCAAGUACCUCAACCUGGAUACACUUCCUCCAACACACGCUGGAGCCUUUGUGGUUCUUCUUUGGAGACGGAUGCAACAUUACCAGAGCCACUUGGAAAGAUGUGGAGGCUGCUGGCUUCUCUCAAGUCCACAUUCAACAUCUUGAAGCUCCACUGACUGUCGUCAUACGACCUCAUAUUAUGGGAUAUUGCAUUAAGUGACAGGGUAAACCAAAAAACAUCAGAAAAGCCUAUCCAGUGAAAAUAUAUAUUAUUUACUUACACAAUCAGCAAUAUUUCAUACAUUGCUGCACAACGCCCCACCUUCCAAGAUCAAAUGGUCGCAUGUUCACCUUUUAAAAAAUUUGCCAAAAUUAGUCAUUCAAUUGGCUAACCAUGGCGACCAGACAAGGAAUACACGCGCACACGCAUACAGACAUAAAUCCCUUUGUAGAAAAUGAAGGAAUGAAAUGUAACAUGUCCUUAUUGGGGAAAAAGGGAAAUUGCUGUUGAAGUCAAACUGUGUAAAUGUUAUUGAGAGCUAAAAACAAAAGAACCCAAUAUCAUUUACUUCAAAACACAAGAAAGAAAUAAAACAAAAGCAGGAAAGGACAUUUAGAAAGUGAGACUAAAAGUUCACAAUUCCAAAGCUCCCAGUUUAAAAAUAUACACAACUAUAAAUGUUAUAGCAUUAGUAAAUACAAAACAAUGGGUGGAAAAUGUCCAAAUGGUUUUGUGUUUGGAUAUAUAAAAGGGUACAUAUCUGAUUGCUAUAUGUAAAAAGAUGGAGAAUCUCAACCUGAAGUGUUCCCAGAAACCUGAUCAUAUCCACAGAGCUGACACGGCUCGUCUCUGCACUUCCGCCACGUUAUCCCGUUUUCACGCAAUAAAGUUCCUUUAAGGUUUUCAGCUCUUCGAUCAGGGUUUUGUUUUGGUUCUCGAGCACGGCCACUCGAUUCUCAAGGCAUUUGACGUAUUCCUUUUUCUUCCGUCGACACUCACGGGCUGCUUCCCUGUGACGAGGGAGGAGGACAGUGGUCAGUCCAGCAAGAAAGAUGUGUAUGACUAUAUCCUGUCUAUGAUUAUGUCCCACCUCUUCCUGCUUCACACUCACUAUCCUUGGGAAAGUAAAUACAAUAUAUAACAUAUGCAUAGGGUUACACUUAACAGUGAGACAUUUAUUUACAUACAUUACAUACAUUUUACAUUUUAUGAGAUAAAAAAAAUAAAAUAAUUCAAAUUAAAAAAGCCCAAACGGAAGAAACCCAUGCCAACAAAGUGCCAUUGGUUAAAAAUUCCUUAAAUCGGCCAUUCUCCCAAUGUGGCUGGCCAAAGUCACGCCAAUGUGCAAGCAACAGCUACUUUCAGUUUCUGUUUUGUCCACAACCGCUUACGUCGACAUCAAUAAGCCAGUCCAAGGUUUGUCGACAUCAAAUCUUUGGCAUCUAUUUACCUGUUUUUUGCCAGCCUAAUUUCCCUCUUCAUUGUCGGAUCAUCGGGUUUGCUCUGAGAGAGCCCCAAAGACGAUGCCAUCACCAGAGCUUGAGGCAGCGAGCCUGAUGUUGGUGCUGUGCGGAUUUGGUACGUCUGUACUUCUCCUCCUGCACCUUGGAAAAAUGGAGAUCGUUUGUGUCACAGGAUGAUUGUUCGCCAGAUGCUUCACACAGUAGACUCAUCAAAUAAACCAUUUCCUCACCCUGCACAACCACCUGGUUACUUGGUACCAGUAUCUGCUGGCCGUCGGGGGUCUGAGCAUACUGAAGAAUGGUUGUGCCCUGCUGGCCUCCGGUCGGGUUGGCCAUGGCCACCUGCAGUUCCUGAAUGCCAUCAGGUCCUGGGUUUGUCAGCUGGAUGGUUCCAUUGGGAGUAACGGUAACUAGUGCACACAGAGAUCAGGACAGGGUUUUUCCACAGUCCAGUUAUCUUACAUACGUGUAGGAGAGCAGGUGAGGUACACACUGUACUGGCCGGUGGUGGUCUGGUAGAUGGGUGCGGGUAUAGUCACGCCCGUCACUCCUGAGGUGGUGGAGCUGUCCUUCCCCUCAGUAUGUGAUAUUCCCUCAGAGGAAAGCUCAUUGAGGAUUUUUCUGAAGAGGAAUCAAGAAAAGACGACAACAAUGACGAUGAUGAUGCUCUAUCGCAUGUUGGACGUAUUUGCUUUUCUUACCUGUAUGAUGGUCGUCUGGCCAGCAGCUCUCUGGUUUUCUGCGGUGUAGCACCACUGUCUGAAGAAUCAUGUGAAUCGUCGCUAUCUGAACCCUUGAGCAGAAAAAUGAAGAGUCAUCAAGCAAGGAAUCAUCAGUCACCUGUAGCAACAAUAAAUAACUUCACUUGUCCAUGCUCAUUUGGAUUCAGAAAUACAGUGUAUCCAUUUGGCCCUCAUACUGUACCUGGCAGUCUUCAUUGUGGGUGGAAUUCCCCCCAGCACCACAACAUAAGCUUGUUCUCUAGCAGAUAAUAGCUACUUGCCAUCUUGCUCUUAACUCACCCCCUCCCUCAAGCUUGACACAUGGCACAUGUAGUAAGCCAACAGCACAUGCUGAGGUGUGUUCAGGGGCAUCAGGUCAUUACAUGAUCUUUCUGGGCAAAGACCCUGCUACCGACUGAAACUGGCUGUGACCCCACACUUGAGAAUCACAAUAUUUUAGAAGGUGUAAAAGUAUAAGCCUCAUAUUUCAGCAAGCAUGUUUAUGUUUAUCUUCCAAAAAGAAAAUACUAGAGAAAGUAUUCACGGAUAUACGUCACAGCAUUCGUGUGUGCAGCCUGAAUAAUGGGAUAGACCAGGAGUCGGCAACCUUUACUACUAUGAAAAGAGCCAUUUUACCCCCUUGCCUACUAAAGAAAAAUAGCCUGGAGCCGCAAAACAGGUUUAAAACAAGGUCUUACAGUAUAAACUCUAAAGAAGACAAUAGAAGAAAUAGUGAAUGUGCAUGUGUAAGGGAUGCCAACCAUCAGUGUUAUCAUGCUAUCAUCUUGGUUAAACCUCACUACCUGACGCCUGAAGAAAUGUGUAGCACGGUCAAUUGACAGCGUGUUUCUUUUAGCUGGCGACCAAUAACUGGGAUGAGAUCACAUGCUGAGCCAAUUAGGAGUCUCGCACCAUUUUGGCCGGCAAAUUUGGAGGGAAUUUUGGGGUAUCAACAUAGUUCAGAUAAGAACAGACAAGUUGAUCGAGUACUCUUGCUAGUAUUGGGAAUAAACUUGCAUAAAUGUAUGUGUAAAUUACUGUAAACUUACCUGAUAUGUUUACUCUGGUUCUAGUUCCCAUGCUGCAAUUUUUUUUUUUUAAUUAUCUCUAAUUUAUUUUUUUAGAAAUGUCAAAUAGCUCUGGGAAAGUAUGACUUUUGUCCUCCAUGUUUACCUGUGUGAGAGAGAACUGAAUACCAUCCUGUCUGCUCAUUAGUCGCUCCAUCCCACUGAUUGGUCCUCGUCUGGGCGAAAGUGAUGAAAAAUUGAAAAUUUUUCAGCUUUGUGGGAUCACGUCAUAAGACAACGUGUGCACGAUACAUGCACAAACAAAAUUCACAGAUUUUGUGUCCCUUGGCGGGAAAGAGACUGGCCCUGUGGCGCAGGUUCAAUUGAAGAUUUGGAAGAGGUGACUUGGCCUAAUGCAUACUGUAUGUGCAGCUCAUCAAUCAAUGGGAUUGUUGGUUGGAGCCCGUUGGGUACAGGUUUCACCUGCAGGGAUGAUCACUUUCAUUUCCACAUCUACUUUGGACUAAAUUAUGACAAAGUGUGGAGUGCAUCUGUUGAAGCGUUUUGUGUUGUUUUUCGCCACAUAUUAAGUAAAUGUAAGCCAGCAUCAUUGGCACAGAAGACAAUGACAUCUGUCCGAGUUGAAUUAAAACCUCUACUUUCUUCUGAGAUGUUUCUGUUUGGGGGGGAUAUAUUGAUUGUUACCACGUUGGGGGGGAAUACGUGUCUGUCACAUCUCAACCAACCCAGGCAGCCAAACACUGGCUUCCCCGCCUUCCUCGUGGUCAUCUAAUCACAAGUCAGACAUCAGCCAGGAUGCGUUCAUGGUCUCACAUAAAGUUGGAUUUUUUUUUAACUCAUAACAAAGACAUGCAUUUUCCCCACUUGGGUGUUUACAGUCAAGCAUGUUGCUGAUCAAGUCAUCGGAUGAUCAAACAACACCUUUGUAAACAUUAAUAUGCAGGAGUACCAAGUACUCUGAUGAGAUACUGUUAUACCACUGAUUCAUUGGUAUCAACAACACAUACUGUAUAUGAGACAGUGGUAUACAGGAUGAGUGAUUCAUUGGUAUCAACUACACAUACUGUAUCAACGUCUGACCUGUGAAGUCUGUGCCUGUGGGGGCUGAAUGACUGACGACUGAGGAGACUGGAUCACUCCUUGAACCUGUAACUGGCCCCCUGGCAGCUGGACGACGGUCACAGGAGAACCACCAAGUGACAUCUAAAAACAAACAAAGCACACACAUAUUUGUGUAUUAUCAUAGUAUUACCAAACAUACUCGUAUCCUCCUAUCACAACAUCCCUCUGAUAGCCGUCUCUGCUAUCAGAGGUCUUUAGCGUGCACAACGCGAACUUUAAUGAUGAAAGAAAUGUAUGUUCAAGAAAGCCGAAUACUGUGUUCAGUGUUUACAUUUCGAUAAAUGUUUGUUUAAACUUGAGACCUGUAAUAUUUGUUAUCAUUGUCAUUUUUUCAUGUAAAUUGAAGGAACAAAAGCAGUAUUGGCAACAAAUAUCAGACCAAGCAAAAUCAGCUGUCCAUAAUCAGCCAUUGGCUAAGGGUGAUGGAAAAAAAUCGGUAUCGGCAUAGGCCUGAAAAAAUCCAUAUCGGUUUAUCCCUAAUAGACAGGUAUUGAUACCAUACAAAGACUUGAGUUGGAAGGUACUGUGUGUAUAAUUGAUGCCGUGUAACUAGAUUAGAGGUAUAUAUAUUUUCUUCCCAUCUACCAUAUGGUUUAUUGAUAACCCACCACAAAAAUGUAGUUGUUUCCAUGCAUUUGGCUCGUUUUCUGGCAAAGUGCACCUGCUAUGAGUGGCGAGGCCAUUGAAGGGAGGCAUUCUUAAGGACUUCAUGGAAAACCCAACUCCCGAAAACCACCAGAAUGGUCCCCAAGAAGGACCCAAGAAUUGAACAUUCAUUUUCAAAUGCUUAUGACACCAAAGCUGGUUGACAAAAACAGGAACAAAACAUUUAUCAUACUGCUGUCAUAAACAAAUCAACAACUAUUAAAUCAAGUCUUGAUUUUGACACAGCCCAGGGCGCCGCCAUCUUGGUUGCGAGGUCAUGACCAGAAACCGUACCAGGAACCAGACUCAAACACAUGCAAAGCCAAGAAAGUACCCUAUAGUUAUGAUGACCUCCUUGCAGAGCUGCUGGAAAUGUCAAUUUCUCUUCAAGGUUAAUCAAAUAUCUACCUAUUUACAACCACAACAUGGAAUGACAUGGAAUGACAUGGAAUGACAACCCAUGCUGCUGGUUCCUAGAAUAGAUUUGCCACAUCUGAUUUACUUACUGAAAGUGACAGAUGACUGCAAGGUAGGCUAGAAAGACGAGUGACAGCCAUCCACGCUUGGCCAACAAGUCAGGUCGAGAACCCUUAUGGGUGACACUGUGUACAAAGAAACACGGCCAUGAACACAUUUAUUCAUUCACAACACAAAUAACACUAAUACUGUGUUGUGAUCAAUAUAAUAUCUUUUACUAGUAGUGAGAGCCACUGGCGAUAUGACAUGAGUUUUUUUUGUUGUUUUGUUUUAGUAUGGUUUUGUUAUCUCCACUGCUCUACUUAUUUGGUUGUUCUUAUUGUGAUAUUGUGACAUUUGCUUUUACCUUUUACUCUUCUAUUGUCACUGUUAUUAUUAUUAUUAUUAUUAUGACUUCUAUG